Molecule: messenger RNA, 3363 nt
Organism: Ilyonectria robusta
Lineage: Eukaryota; Fungi; Ascomycota; Sordariomycetes; Hypocreales; Nectriaceae
Product: phosphatidylserine decarboxylase-domain-containing protein
Exons: 5
Coding region: 1-3363 (1120 amino acids)
Biological process (GO): phospholipid biosynthetic process
Molecular function (GO): phosphatidylserine decarboxylase activity; calcium ion binding
Source: RefSeq, a predicted model, not a curated record
AUGGUGCGCAUCAUUCCCACCCGCCUCAAGUCGUCGUCGUCGACUUCUUCCUCUUCCACCAUCGCCAACAGCAGAACAAACAGCCCCAUGCGCUCCUCCAAGUCCGAUACCAGCCCUUCGCGGGAUGCGGGCAACGGCCUCACCUUGAAGGUCUCCAUCAUCAAGGCCAGAAACCUCGCUGCCAAAGAUCGCAAUGGCACUUCAGACCCAUACAUCGUUCUCUCCCUCGGCGAUGCCCGUGUCACUACCCACACCCAGCCGAAGACGCUCAACCCCGAAUGGAAUGUCUCCCAAGAAAUUGCCAUCACUUCCGUCCAAAACCUAGUCCUUGACGUCAUAUGCUGGGACAAGGACCGCUUUGGCAAGGAUUACCUCGGCGAGUUCGACCUGGCCCUCGAAGAGAUCUUCCAGAACGAGAAGGCUGAGCAGGAACCCACCUGGUUCCCGCUCAAGAGCAAGCGCCCGGGGAAGAAGACGAGUGUCGUCUCCGGCGAGGUACAGUUGCAGUUCUGCCUCAUCGACAACACCAACCCUUCCGCUACCGCCGAACAUAUCCUGGACAAGUUCUACAGCCUCGUUGGUUCCGUCCCCGUUGGCUCCUCUCGGAACAUCACACCCUCUAUGACGCCCAGUCUGGCCCCGACCACCGUCCCGCCGACCUCAGCCCCCACCUCCCAGGAUCCCACCGGAGACGAGGACGACGAUGACGACGAUGACGACCUCGACGACGAAGAAGAGGAUCCCUCCAAGCCUGAGACUGCCGAGAAGCGUAGGCGCCGCCUGCGCAUUAAGGGUCUCAAGAAGAGGCGCCGCCGCAACCCGUAUGCGUUCAUGGGAAAUGGCUCUGACGUUGUCGGCAUCAUCUUUCUCGAGAUCGCCAAAAUCACAGACCUUCCCCCUGAGUCCAACCUCACCCGUACCAGCUUCGACAUGGACCCGUUCGUCGUGGCCUCCUUGGGCAAGAAGACUUACCGAACCCAGCGAGUCCGUCACAACCUCAACCCCGUCUUCAACGAGAAGAUGCUGUUCCACGUUCAGGGCCAUGAGCAGCAGUACUCCUUUGCAUUCACAGUUAUCGACCACGACAAGUACUCGGGCAACGAUUUUAUCGCCUCGUGUAACCUGCCCGUUCAGGAGAUAAUUGAGAAAGCGCCCAAGGCGAACCUGGAGACUGGCCUGUACGAAGUGCGAGUCCCGAACCCAUCCACUCCGAAAUCCCAAGCUCGUUUCAAGAAGCUCGGACUAUCCCGUUCAUCGUCUACGUCGAGCCUCAGCAAGAUCAUCCGCCCCCCGAUCAGCAAGAACUCCUCCGCUUUGAGCACAUCGACCAUCGAUCCAGCCCAGGCCACUGCCGUCAACCGCGGUUUGUUGACGCCCGUUGAUGCCGCUGCCAACACUGGCUCUGAGGAGCCAUCGGAAACUGAAGACCCCGACUUCAAUGCAUAUGUCGUACCCUUAAAAAUGAAGAAUCUAGACAAGUGGGAGGACAAGCACAAUCCCACUCUCUACCUCCGCGCCAAGUACAUGCCGUACCCCGCGCUCCGACAGCAGUUCUGGCGGGCCAUGCUACGUCAGUACGACGCCGACGAGAGCGGCAAGAUUAGCCGCAUAGAACUGACGACCAUGCUCGAAUCGCUGGGGUCGACACUCAGCGAAACUACCAUUGACGGUUUCUUCAAGCGCUUCCCACACCAGGACAGUGACAAUGAUGACGUUUGGGAGCUCACCAUGGAUGAAACGGUCACCUGUCUGGAAGACGAGCUGGAGUCCAAGGGCCGGUCCUCCUCGGGAACUGUCGCCGACAAGCUCAAGAACAUUGUUCCGGAUAUGAAAAACCUUCUUCACGUCCCUGCCAAGGGUACCGACACUGGUCCUACCAGCUCGACCAGCUCUAGCGUUCUGGACCUAGCAGCGCCUCCUGGUCUCCAAACCUCAACCUCGGCGAUUAAUGUUCCCGAGCUCGGCACACCCGAUGAUGAGGAAAGCGACCCUCUCGCUAAGGAAGAUGAAGAGGAUCGAAGCGAUGAGCACGUGGUAGAGAUCCGAGAGUGUCCCAUUUGCCACCAGCCUCGCAUGAACAAGCGCAAGGAUGCUGACAUUAUCACGCACAUUGCCACUUGUGCAAGCCAAGAUUGGCGGCAGGUGAACAAUGUCCUGGUUGGCGGUUUCGUGACGGCCAGCCAGGCUCAGCGGAAGUGGUACUCCAAGGUUAUCACCAAGAUCUCGUACGGCGGCUACAAGCUGGGUGCCAACUCGGCCAAUAUCCUCGUCCAGGAUCGAAUGACGGGCCAGAUCAACGAAGAGAAGAUGAGCGUCUACGUGCGAUUGGGCAUUCGUCUCCUCUACAAGGGCCUCAAGUCGCGAGAUAUGGAGAACAAGCGAAUUCGGAAGCUGCUCAAGAGCUUGAGUAUCAAGCAGGGCAAGAAGUUUGAUGACCCCGCGUCCAAGGAAGAGAUUGAGAAGUUUAUCGAGUUCCACGGACUGGACAUGUCGGAGGUGCUUCUGCCGCUGGACGAGUUCAAGAACUUCAACGAGUUCUUCUACCGUGCCCUGAAGCCUGGAGCCCGCCCUUGUUCUGCCCCCGACAAGCCCCGGAUCAUUGUGUCGCCUGCCGACUGUCGAAGCGUCGUCUUCAACUCAAUCACGCAGGCGACAAAGAUCUGGGUCAAGGGUCGCGAGUUCAACAUGAAGCGACUGCUCGGCGAUGCGUACCCGGAGGACGUGUCACGAUUCGAAGGAGGAGCUCUCGGCAUCUUCCGAUUGGCGCCGCAGGACUACCAUCGGUUCCACAUCCCUGUGGACGGUAUCAUGGGCAAGCCCAAGACAAUAGAGGGCGAGUACUACACAGUCAACCCCAUGGCGAUUCGGUCGGCGCUCGACGUGUACGGCGAGAACGUGAGAGUUCUGGUGCCCAUCGACAGCGAACAGCAUGGUCACGUCAUGGUGAUUUGCGUGGGUGCCAUGAUGGUGGGCAGCACCGUCAUCACGCGCAACGAGGGCGAUCAUGUCCGACGUGCGGAGGAGUUGGGCUACUUCAAGUUUGGCGGUAGCACGAUUCUGCUCUUGUUUGAGCCCGGAAGAAUGACGUUUGACAACGACCUCGUGGAUAAUGGUAUCGAGGCUCUCGAGACUCUGGUCCGAGUGGGUAUGUCGAUCGGACACUCGCCCGAGGAGUCGCAGUGGAUGCCCGAUACGCUCACCAGCGGACAGGAGCUUACAGAGGCGGAGAAACGGGAUGCCAAGCGACGAAUCCAGGGCAAUGUGGCUUUGCAAGACUCGCCAGAUGGUAGUGGCGAUGACCAGCCGAAGGCCCGGCCGACCAGCCAGCCUACCAUCAACACCAUGGCCGCGUCGGCGAUGUAG